CACCGGUCCACCUUGGAAACAUGGGAUUCCUACCAAUGUCCACCAGUGGCAAGCCCUGUGACUCGCAGGCCAUUUUUCUUUCGAACUACGUGACCACCCGAAGCUACGUGACCACGACUUCGGACGCUGCCGUCCGAAGCUCACCUGGAUUCGUGGCUGAUUGGAGCCCAGACCCUUUGGAGGACCGGCUGCGUGGUUGGGGAGCGGAGCGGACCGAGGAUAUUUGGGUUGCACCGGUUGCACCUGAAUCCGAGACGCCCAAAGAUGGCGCUUGCCGCAAGGUUGCCCUCCUGCAGAAAGCACGAAAGGCUCCACGGAAGUCAUUUGGUGGCAGAAGCAAGGCUACGAGGCACAUGAGCCGAACAGUCCAUUUGGCCAGAAGGGCUUCUUCCUCGCAGCUAAAGCGAGGCUUGCAGCUUCGAAAGGUCAUCAUCAAGAGGAGGGAACAUCGGUCGCAUGGUUUGAAUGGCUUCGCCAAUGGCUUCGCCCGUUUCAAGAGAUUGACAACCCGAGGGUGUCGCAUCGGUCGCGUCAGAGUAAGAGAAAGGGGCUUGCGGAGAUGA
Cladocopium goreaui is the source of this 563-nucleotide messenger RNA. NCBI's taxonomy places the organism in Eukaryota, Dinophyceae, Suessiales, Symbiodiniaceae. The record is from the annotation of a GenBank genome assembly.